This is a messenger RNA of Penicillium alfredii, 285 nucleotides long. Its product is annotated as putative NADH-ubiquinone oxidoreductase 14 kDa subunit. The record is from RefSeq and is a predicted model, not a curated record. Bases 1 to 285 code for a protein of 94 amino acids. Lineage: Eukaryota; Fungi; Ascomycota; Eurotiomycetes; Eurotiales; Aspergillaceae. The transcript has 2 exons.
AUGGUCCACAAAGUGCUCUUCUGGAGCGGUUUCGGCAUUGCCGUCCGUCUCUGGCAACUCGGUAUCGAGAUGCGUCCGAUCCUCGCCAAAGAAUCCCUCUGGGUCUACCCUCUUUUUGCCGGUGUUGGUGGAAGCUUCGGUUACUGGCUCCAGGGUGUGGAGAGCCGUCAACUUAAGAUGCUCGCCCAGCGACGAGAGGCUAUUCUCGAGAAGCGCCGACGGAGAGACCAGCGCGAAGGUCUGAGCAAGACAGAAGAGAGUGCUGUCCUGGCGGCGACAUCAUAA